AUGUCUUCCACUGCGUACUCUUCCACUCCCCCAAAGAUCACACCGGCCUCGUGUGAAGGCGAUCCCAACUACAAGGCCCCAAUCUUCCCACUCGGCCCUUUCACCAAAUACUCUGGCAAUCCAUUGCUCCUUCCAAACCCGGUCAACGAAUUCGAGUCGGCAUACAUAUAUAAUGCUGCCGCAAUUGUCUUGGACGACACGGUCUUUCUGCUUUAUCGCGCCCAGAACGCUGCCAAAGUUUCUACCAUUGGACUAGCCUGGUCGUCUGAUGGCUACGAAUUUACACGCCUCGAUCAUCCAAUUCUGGAACCCAGCGAGCCCUGGGAAAUGGGCGGUGGUGUGGAAGAUCCGCGUGUGGUGCGCAUCGACGGCGUCUUCUACAUGACCUAUACCGCGUGGGAUUUGAAGGUGCCAAAACUCUGCCUUGCGACAUCGACUGAUCUGGUACAUUGGGAGAAGAGGGGUGGUCCUCUGUUUCCAGAUUUUAUCGACGUCGACGAUGCGCUCGAUGGACGUAUCAAAGUGCGUUUCGGCCACUCCAAGUCCGGCGCAAUCUUCCCAGAAAAGACAGCAGAGGGUAAAUACAUGAUGAUCUUUGGCGAAGCAUAUCUUUGCGUGGCUGAGAGUGAGGACCUGAUCAACUGGAAAGCGUGGCCCUUCAACGAGUACUUCGCAAGAGGUGUCCAUGAGUGGGAAAAUCGCCUCUUGGAACCCGGUCCAACCCCAAUUAAGACCCGCGAUGGCCGGUGGAUCCUGGUGUACAAUGUUGCCACGAAAGGCGCUUCUGGAUUCAAGUUCAACCAGUAUUCUAUCAGUCAGAUGUUGAUCGACCUCGAGAAUCUUAAAGACGGCCCGCUCGCUCGCCUCGACCGACCGUCAGUUAUCGUGUCAGCCAAGAACGAGCAUCUUGGACAAGUCAACGAGGUCGUGUUCUGUGAAGGCAUGGUGCAAUUUAAGGGGAAGUGGUUCCUGUAUUAUGGACAAGGAGAUAGCGAGCUGGGAGUCGCGACUGCCGAGGUUCAGCCAUAA
This is a messenger RNA of Penicillium brasilianum, 1029 nucleotides long. Lineage: Eukaryota; Fungi; Ascomycota; Eurotiomycetes; Eurotiales; Aspergillaceae. The record is from the annotation of a GenBank genome assembly.